GUUGCUCCUGGACAUGACAAGUUCUGGAUAAAUAAUACAUUGAACUUUGCAGUCCUAUUCUUUUGAAUUCGAGAGUUUGCUGCUUUUAACGUUGAUUUUUAGUUUCCAGGUAUCAGACUCAAGUGGUCAUCGGUGAUAUGAUGGAUUUUCUUCAGAUUAUAAAUCUCUUCUCUUAUGAAAAAUUGCCUAAACUUUUGAACGCAUAAAAUUGGCUUUUAAUAUUUAAUAGAUACUAGUGUUAAAUAAAUAUCAAACAUGAACUUAGGUGGGACGAUACGAGUCAACAAAAUAGGGUUUUGUAUUAUAUGCUGUAUAAUAAUAUUGUUCGUGAUAUAUUUAUCGCCUCCGAGGACUUCUCAGUCCAAGCCGAUUGUAAAUAUAAAAACGCUUUUAUUGGCGGCGAUCGAAGCUGCUGAGAGGGGCGGCGAAGAGGUCGUCAGAGCGUUGAACGAUACGAUCGUUAAACAUAGCAAAGGAGAGACGAAGGAAGGCGUCAACAUACCGGUGACGAAUGCAGAUUACAAGUCUCAUUGCGUCAUGUAUUAUGGAAUAAGAGAAAUAUUUCCAAAUAUUAAAGUAAUAUCAGAAGAGGAAGAAGAGAAAAGGAAUUGUGUUAAUUUAUUACCAUUGGAUAUUGAUACAUCUAGUACAAAACUGCCUGAUCUUCCCGAUGAGAAAGUUGACUCCAGCAAAUUAACGGUUUGGAUUGAUCCUUUAGAUGCAACCAAAGAAUACACCGAAAAGCUUUUCAAUUUUGUUACGACAAUGGUUUGUAUCGCUUACGAAGGGAGGCCAAUAAUCGGAGUUAUACACAAACCCUUUGAAAAAGUUAAAAAAACCCAUUGGGCUUGGGUGAAUAAAGGAAGCUCAUUUGUUAAUAAACAAAUUAAAGAACAUAAUGGCCCAAAUAUUGUGAUAAUUUCACGAUCUCAUGCGGGCUAUGCCAGUGAAAAGGUUAAGAAAUUUUUUGGAACGAAUACAAGACUCUUCGAAGCAGGUGGUUCAGGUUACAAGUCGUUGGAAGUUGCUGUGGAAAAUGUAACAGCGUACUUUCACACGACAGACAUAAGCAAAUGGGAUAUCUGUGCUGGAGAUGCAAUUAUCACUGCUCUUGGUGGACGUUUCACGGAUUUAAACGGCAACGAAAUCGACUAUUCCUCUCGUGCUGACACUCUGUUGAAAACGGGAGUGCUUGCUGCCCCCUUGAAAAAGCACGUGGAGGUUUUGAAAAGAAAGCAAGGAUCAUUAGACUGAUGUUAAAGUAUUUUAAAAUAAUGCAAAUGUUAUUUUCUUAACUCAAUUUUAUAAAUUUCUCUCUUUUAAUGUUUUAAUUACAAUUGCACUAUUGCAAUUCUGUAGCUCAAUGGAUUUGAAAAUAAAUGUAAAUUUUGAGUUGAGAAUAUUGA
Messenger RNA from Cimex lectularius (bed bug), 1406 nucleotides. RefSeq names its product putative inositol monophosphatase 3. Gene Ontology annotation, molecular function: 3'-nucleotidase activity. NCBI's taxonomy places the organism in Eukaryota, Metazoa, Arthropoda, Insecta, Hemiptera, Cimicidae. Bases 256 to 1254 code for a protein of 332 amino acids. Gene Ontology annotation, cellular component: endomembrane system. The record is from RefSeq and is a predicted model, not a curated record. The transcript is spliced from 7 exons. Gene Ontology annotation, biological process: phosphatidylinositol phosphate biosynthetic process.